AUGAAUAGCGCCGCGUACGGAUCGAAGCACUUCAAUGCAAUUGGACAAUAUGGUGAGAGUAGCUCAAAAAUCCUUUUGGAAGAACGCCUAUACGGAUAUGAGGUUUCGGCGCUCUGUUUCACUGAUGGUACCUCAAUCGCUCGUAUGCCGCUGGUUCGCGAUCAUAAGAGACUGCUUGAGAAUGAUAUGGGACCGAAUACCGGUGGCAUGGGUGUCGUCGCUCCUGUGAGCCUUCCUGGGAAUGUGGACCGAGAAAUCGACCGCAUACUAAAGGACACCGUCGCCUCAUUGAGAAAAGAUGGUAUCAUUUACAAGGGAGUGAUUUACGCCGGCCUCAUAGUGACAGCGAAUGGCCCGCAACUUCUGGAAUACAACUGCCGUUUCGGAGAUCCUGAAACAGAGGUCAUCAUGAGACUACUCAAGUCGGAUCUCUUCUCAAUCUGCAUGGCAUCUGUCAAUGGCAGCCUUUCCCAGGUGGAUAUCCAAUGGGAUGACAGAUAUGCCUGUGGCAUUGUGCUUGCGAGCAAGAACUACCCUUAUAGCAGUGACAAAGGCACUCCGAUCGAUUUUACUGACGAAUCAGAGGACACCGUCGUUUUCCAUGCAGGGACUAGAAAAUCGAAAGAUGGAAGAGUGGAGACGAAUGGUGGAAGAAUUCUAUGUGUGACGGUUCUCGGGCAUACACCGCCUGAGGCGCGUCUUGAGGCGAUUCGCGUUAGCGAUGCCAUUCACUUCGAAGGGAAGUUUUUCCGAAGAGACAUUGGUCUUGAAAAGCAAAGCUCUAUAAACUCAGUGACCUAUGAAGACUCUGGAGUCAAUAUCAGUGAGGGGAAUGCGUUCGUAAAUGAUAUCAAAGAACUGGUGAAAACCACUCUGAGAGAAGGAACAGAACAGAUUGGUGGAUUUGGAGCUGUUGUUGAUCUGAAGAAGGCUGGCUUCCGAAAUGGUGCAGAGUUGGUUAUUGGUAUAGACGGAGUUGGAACGAAAAUCGAGAUAGCCGAUGCCAUGAGAGACUACUCAGGUGUCGGAUAUGAUGUUGUUGGCAUGUGCGUCAAUGACGUCCUCUGUCACUGUGCCGCACCGAUCGCUUUUGUGGACUACUAUGUUAGCGGACGACUGAACAGAGAAAAAGCCCGAGAGGUGGUCGCUUCUAUCGCCAAGGCCUGUGUUGAGUGUGACUGCAGCUUGGUUGGUGAGUUGCAGUAA
This is a messenger RNA of Haemonchus placei, 1206 nucleotides long. The record is from the annotation of a GenBank genome assembly. NCBI's taxonomy places the organism in Eukaryota, Metazoa, Nematoda, Chromadorea, Rhabditida, Trichostrongylidae.